GCUCAAGCGAUACCAGUCCAGAUAGAUUAUCACCGAAGUCCACCCUUCCUUAUCAACCACGCAUCGUCGCCCUCACUCGACAUCGCCGCAAUGUCGGCAGCAUCAUCCUCCUCUUCUCCACCGCCCUCGUCCCUCAUCCUCGCACAUAGACCCCAGUCGCGCUCCCUACUCAUCCUCGGGUCCUCCAAGCUCGCCGCUUCUCGAGCUCGCACAGCCCUCGAGUCUGGCGCAAUACCCAUCGUAGUCGGCGGCCUCUCAGCUAUUCCACCUUGCGACGAAGUGAAACGCCUCAUCGCAGAGCGAAAAGUGAGAUGGCAAGACAUUAGCAGCCAUGACGACGUAGACAUCCUCCGAGGCCAUGCGGGAUCCAGGUCAGACAUAGAGGCCAGGUGGGGCGCACUCAUCGAUGACCUCGAUGGUAGUGACAGGAGCAUCUUCGCAGCUUGCGUCACAGACACCCUUCACGAUGGUGACGAUGACGCAGAGCAUGCUCAUCAUCAAGGCGGCUCAGCAGACACUUCUUCCUCGGUGGAUCGAGCAGCCCUGCUUGCCCACGUAUGCCGAAGGCGGAGGAUCCCCAUCAAUGUCACAGACAAGCCACUGCUAUGCGACUUCAGCUUCCCUGCCACUCACAGAUUUCCAGCAUCUUCCUCACCUCUACUCCCUCACGCCGACGGAUCAAAAGCACCGUCUUCGAUGUCUUCGCUGCAGAUAGCAGUCACCACCAAUGGCAGAGGAUGCCGCCUAGCCGGAAGAAUUAGGAGAGAGAUCGUCAGUGCCCUUCCUCGCAACGUCGGCGAUGCAGUGGAGAGAGUGGGCGAGAUGAGAGACUUGGCCAAAGGCGGAGAGGGAGCUUCACAAGGAGAGGGAAUGGCUCAGACUACUGGCUUCUUCGAGGAAGCGGCGAAGCUGGCUGCUGCAAAAUCAUUGGCACAAACACCCGAUUCUGCUCCUCACAAGACUAGCGUCAACAGCAGCGCUCAGUCUUCGCGGAGAGGUAGUACAAAAGGCACAGCAGAGUUGCAAGAGGACGAUCUCAACUUUGAUACCACGCCACUCAAUUCUCCUGUGCCUCAAUUGAGUACGCCUGCUUCGCGAAGUGGUCUCCCCACACACUCAAGACAACACAGUCACACCAACCUCACCUCCGCGCUUAGGACCACGCAGAUGAAGACUGCUGCUGUGGACAUUGAAGCUGCGAUCAGAGCGGACAAAGAGGAGGCUGCAGAGAAGACGAAGCGAAGGAUGAGGUGGGUCGCUCAGAUCAGUGAAUACUGGCCAAUGGAAUAUCUGGGCGGCAUGGGACCAGAGCAAAUGCGAGAAGCCCUCAGAUCUUUCGGUGAAGAAGAGGAGGCGGCUGGUCUCUCAAAGUCAUCUUCGAAGCUGGCAACAGCGGGCGAGGUAGCUGUCUCGCCGACGUCACCAGAGGCAGCACCUACGAACGGUGCAACAUCUAGCAGCGCACGGCAUGAUGAAGAGACCUCGUCGCGAGGCCGUUCUCGGGCUGCCCCCUUCGCUACCUCGAAUGAAGAUGACUCAGGCCCCCUCACGUCGACUCGCCCUCGAGCUCGCUCACAACAUUCCCUCGCCAUCGUUCCUCCGCCUCCGCCUCGCUCGGUUGCCCAAGGUCACAUCUAUCUCGUUGGCUCGGGUCCUGGUCAUCCCGGCUUGUUGACACUCCUCGGCCACCGACUGCUCACCUCACCGUCAACUCACCUCGUCCUCUCCGACAAAUUGGUCCCUGCGCCCAUCCUUCGUCUCAUCCCUGCGACCACGCCGCUGAUCAUCGCCAAGAAGUUCCCUGGCAAUGCAGAAGGCGCGCAGUCCGAGCUCAUCUCUUUGGCUCUCAAAGCUGCUCUCGAGGAGGGCAAGAAUGUGGUCCGACUCAAACAAGGUGAUCCCUUCGUCUAUGGUCGUGGAGGAGAAGAAGUGCUGGCCUUCAGAGAAAAGGGUGUGGAGUGCACCGUCGUACCUGGCAUCUCUUCGGCGAUCGCAGCGCCCCUCAUGGUUGGCUUGCCGGUGACACAACGGGGCAGUGCAGAUUCGCUCGUGCUAUGCACCGGCGUCGGACGAGGCGGCAAGAAGGUAAAGCUGCCGGGGUACGACAGAGGCAGAAGUCUCAUUGUCCUCAUGGGCGUCGCUCGUCUAGGUGCUGUCGUUGACAUCCUCACAAAGGGCUACGGGCUCCCUGCUGGCGAACAACCUCAGUCAAAGGAGGAGGAUCAGGACCGUACCGGCCCUCCCUUCCCACCUCACACACCCAUCGCCAUCAUCGAGCGGGCGUCUUCGUCAGAUCAGCGACUGCUGGCCUCUACGCUUUCUGGCAUCCUCUCCGCCCUCGAGUCCUCUGGUGAGCAGCGCCCACCAGGCAUGAUCCUCAUCGGCUGGGCUGUGCUCGCUCUUGAAGGCAAGGGCAACGUGGAUGUCCUCGACGACGAACACGAGUGUCUCACAGAGAUCGGCGGGGAAGAAGGUCAGAAAGAGCUGAAGAGGAGAGAUGAAGAGAGGGUCAAGAGGUGGCUGAAUGGAAGGGAGUACGUCGUCAGGGAGGGCCUCGACGCGGUCUAUGCCAAGGCGCUGGCGGAUCUUGCAGGAAACGUCGGCGAGGAUGACAAGAAUGGUGACGCCGGGGCAGGGCAGGCGCUACCGCCGACUGGCAAUGGGGAGAGGACAGCGGAGCCCACCAAUGGCAGCGCUACGGACGCCGCAGCUGGACCGCUUCGAGCUGUAGAUGGUCAUGCGACUGCUGCUGCCGUCGAGGUGGACCAUUCGCUCUCCUCUCGAUCGUCGACUGGCUGGGCGCAGGGUCGCUACACUGGCACUGGCAAGCCGGAAGGCGGCUGGAGCCAAGGUGAGAAGCGUUUCAUCGAGACCGACGGCGGGGUCAGAUAGCCGAUGCCGAUUGUCUGCGGGGCUCCGGGAGUGCCGGUCGUGGUGUGAACUUUAGCCACUCAUCCUGAGAAAUGCCAUGUCGCCGUACUGACCCAGGCUACCUAAUUAGGCUAAGCGAUACAAGCUGAGCAAAGAGGUGAUUCCGCUGAGCUGACCAAGCAAGGCAGGGGUUAGCGCUUAUCAUCAGUCUCGGCAUGCCUGAUUGGGUAGUAUAGAUUAUGAUCUACUCCCUGCGGAGCGCAAAGGGAAAGCGGAAAGGAGCAUGCUCUACGCUGUUGCAUAGUACCUAUCUCAGCAUUUAAAGUAAUUUCUUGGCCUCGACGUGUUCGGCACGAGGCACCGG
Microstroma glucosiphilum is the source of this 3235-nucleotide messenger RNA. RefSeq lists its product as hypothetical. Gene Ontology annotation, biological process: siroheme biosynthetic process. Bases 91 to 2892 code for a protein of 933 amino acids. The record is from RefSeq and is a predicted model, not a curated record. Gene Ontology annotation, molecular function: uroporphyrin-III C-methyltransferase activity. The transcript has a single exon. NCBI's taxonomy places the organism in Eukaryota, Fungi, Basidiomycota, Exobasidiomycetes, Microstromatales, Microstromataceae.